Paramecium tetraurelia is the source of this 1470-nucleotide messenger RNA. RefSeq lists its product as uncharacterized. Lineage: Eukaryota; Ciliophora; Oligohymenophorea; Peniculida; Parameciidae. Gene Ontology annotation, molecular function: protein binding. The transcript has 2 exons. The record is from RefSeq and is a predicted model, not a curated record.
AUGAAUUCAGUUUGCAAAGAUCAUUAGUAGUAAAUUGAAUCCAUUAAUGAAUAAGGAAAGCCUAUGUGUAGAAUAUGCCAUCAAUAAGUCAAUGAAAUAGUGCAGGAAUAUUAAGGCAAAAAAAAAUCUCUCCUUUAAAAAAAUGAGGUUGAUACAUUAGAAAAAUUGAGGUAAGCAAAGAAAAAAAUGUUGGAAGUCUAAGAGAAUCUACAAAUUAGUAUGAAUUCCCAUAUUGAAACUGUUACAAAAAAAAGAGAAUAACUAUUAUCUUAUUUUGCUGAAUAACAAAGAAAAGUUGAGGAUUAUUAAGAUCAAGAAUAAAAUUUCGUUAAGUUCAAAUAGAAUGGUAAUUCGUUUACAAAAGAUGAUACUACAUUACACUAAAUUUAGGAAGAAAAAAAAAAUAUUUUAGAAUUAGAAAAAGCAUUUCAAGCAAUGCUUUAAAAAGCUAUAAAUGAUUACUAGUUUAGUACAGGAUUAUAACAAUAAAAUUUACAACAAAAUCAACAAUAAAAUUAACAAUAAAUACAAUUGUAGGAAGUAAGGCAAAAAAUUUAAUAUCAAAUAUUUGCAUCAAUAAUGGAUAAAUCUAAUGUUGACUUUAUUACGAUUAAUAAAGAUAAUAACAUUAUAGCCUAUUCAGAAAGUUUUGAAAUCCAUUUCUUAAAAAUUUAAGAUCACACUCUGCAGAAGAUGAAGUAGAAUAUUGAGGAUGAUGAUAUGGAAUUAAUGACUUGUGUGAAAUUUGCUAAAACAAGUGAUGAUAUAUAUUAUGGUACUGAUAAUGGGAAGGAUGGAAAAAACAAGAAAUAAAUUAAAACGCACAAUGGUAAGGGCAUCGUUGAUUUGACGCUUAGUGAUGAUGAUUCUAAAUUAUUCUGUGCAGGAGAUGACAAAACUAUUGAAAUUUACUUAAAAAAAUAGAAUUAUGAUUUGGAAAAAGUGUCAACUAUAGAAAACAAAGAAUUCGGUUAGAUGAGUUCAAUAGCAUUCAAUCCAAUAUCCAGUGAAUUAAUCUCUAGUUCUUUUUCAAAAGUAUAGAUAUGGAAUAUUUCCGAUGAUAACUAGGGUCAAUCUAAAUAAAUAAUUGAAGGAUUAGAACCAGAUAAAAAUAAUAAAGUUUAUUUCAUCGAUCAUGAAAUUUUCUUUGUGACUUCUUCAAACUAAAUAUACUUCUUUAAAAAAAAUGAGGAACAAGCUUACGUUAAAGUAGAAGCUAGCACCUUCCUUGAAAAUCAGAUAUAUCAAUUACCAAUUUGUUAUGAUACAGAUAUUAAAAUAUUGCUUAUUUAAAAGAAGGAAAGUAAAGAAAUUGAUGUUAUGAGAUUCAAUUAAAAUGAAAAGAAGUUUGUUCAUCAAAUGUCUAUUGCAGGGGAAUAUAAUAAAUUAGGAAUCGGCUAAAAUGGAGAAUAUAUCUUAUUAUAUAAUAAGGCUGAUGUUAAUCUAUUAACAGUUAUGAAAUUAGAAUGA